CUCAAUUAUCUUGCCUGAGCAAGCCGCGUCCUUCAUUUUAAAAUGUCAGGGUGAUCUCCAGCUCCAUUCAGGCGAUCAAUGCCUAGAUACUCCUGUUGUUGAAAGAACGCACCUGCAGAGGAGAGUAUGGUGCUUUUUUAAUAAUAUCGUUUAAGCUCCAACAGGGUAUUGAAACCAAGCUCCUAUGUGGGCAAGAUGGCACCCAAGGUACACAUUGAGGUCAGCCAUUUACUGGCACGAAAUUCUACAUACACGAAUAGCACAGCAGCAAGCUCCGACAAGGCAAAACAAAUCAUCACUGACGGCUAUCUUGGUGGUGACGUCGUCAUUUCAAUGGACGAUGCCAAAGAUACCACCGAAACUCCUGCAGAGUAUCUCGUGGAGGUUAUCUUUGAGGGCAAGCUGUCCACAUCCAUCCAUCUCAACAUCUCAACCCAACUCCUUCGAAUGGCCAAGAACCUCAUUCUCCUCCGCGCAUCCGACAUCCGCGAGCUCUCCCAAAUUCAAUCUCCCACCACCCGUCCACCCUCCCAGACCUUCAUCCACCCCUUCCACUUCAACAUUCCCCAAACGGCCGACCCUACCUCAUCUAAUACAGAAACCAGCGUUUCCCUCCCUCCAUCCCUCUCAUUGAAACCACUAUCCGUCUACGACUCCAACGACCUCACUCUCCACGGCCAAUGCCGUAUCGAAUACUGCCUGAAAGCCCGCCUCUUCGACCAAAGCGGAUGCAUCGCCGAAGACCAAUUUCCCGUGACAUUCGCGCCAGCUCACGAAUGUCCCCCGCCGGUAUGCAUCGGCGAUUUUCCUCGCGAAUAUACCCUUCAAUCCUCUAAUCGCGUUCGUGACCUCUUGUCACUGCGUGAUCUAUACUACCUCUCCGUCGAGACAGAAGAACCCGCCCCGCUGCACCUCAAUCGCCUCAAUACAGCAUUCACAAUCAUCCCUCUAAAACUGCGAUAUCAAUGUCUCGCCCCGUCAAAACACCAUCAUCAUCAUAAUCAACCGCAUACUCCCCCCGACCUCUUCGCCAAAAUCCGGACAACCCUUCGCGCAACGACUUUUCUCUCCGUGACAUCUCAACCCCGCGUCCCCAUCCAACUCGAAGCAAACAAGCUUCACAACUUUCGUCUCCUCGGAAAUACAAUCAAAAUCGGAUCCACUCAAACUCGAAAAUUAAGACUUGCAUCGUGGGAACGGGAGAAUACUCAUCAACUCAACCAAGACCAACCAGUGAUAUGGGCAUCAACCGCCCAUCUGAUAUUCACUUUCGAUAACGACGACUAUGUUCCUCCGACAUUCACCCAUCCGUAUGUCUCGCGACGGUAUAGUCUGUUGAUAUCGAUUGAUGUGGAUGGGGCUCGGGAUGUGAGCUUCCAGCUUCAGGUGCCGGUGCAUGUGUCGUAUGAUCGGGGACAGGGGGGUGUUUCGUCGUGUGAGGAGGGACGGGUAUACUUGGGUGCUAGUAUGGACGAUGAGGAUUUGUCGGGGGGGUGUGUGCUGCCGCCUUAUAUGGCGUAAAUAUUCUUUGUGGUUUGGGGGAAGGUUUGAUGUUGACGGGCUUUGAAGUAGGACGGAGAAGUACGAUAUGCACUCACUACUAGGGGAAAGGAGGGGGUGCAGCGAUACUCAGUUCAUUUCUUUGCCAAUCGAAAAAAAAUGGGCGAUAACUUCUAAUCAGAAA
Molecule: messenger RNA, 1684 nt
Organism: Aspergillus ibericus CBS 121593
Lineage: Eukaryota; Fungi; Ascomycota; Eurotiomycetes; Eurotiales; Aspergillaceae
Exons: 4
Coding region: 196-1521 (441 amino acids)
Source: RefSeq, a predicted model, not a curated record